AUGGUUGAAAAAUGUGAAUGCGCAGUGUCGUGUCCCAAUCAUUGUUUCUGCACAAGCGUAAAGACAUCGUGUAUCAGUAGAAAUUUGACGUCAAUUCCUAAUGGUAUUUCCGAGCAAACCGAACGAUUAUACCUAGUUGACAAUGCCAUCGAAAGUAUUUAUAAUGAAAGUCUAAGCGGAUUGCAUAACUUGCAAGUGUUAGACUUAGAGUCAAAUAACAUCAAAGAUAUACAAUCAGGAGUCUUUUCUAACGUAUACAACUUACAUCAUUUGAACUUAAAGGAAAAUGACAUAGAGACAAUAAGGAAUGAUACAUUUAGUGAUUUGGGUAAUCUGACAUUCCUAUCUUUGGAAUCGAAUAGAAUAACAGAUUUGCCAGCAAAAGCAUUUGACUCUCUAACAAAACUGACACUCCUAUCCUUGGAAUCGAAUAGAAUAACAGAAUUGCAAGAAAAAGCAUUUCGCUAUCUAACAAAUCUGUCAGUCUUAAAUUUAGCGGGAAACUUCAUCAAAGCUAUCAACGAGGAAGUGUUCUUUGGUUUGCACAAUCUCAACUAUUUAUACCUAGGUGACAAUGAUAUCGAAAGUAUUCAUAAUGAAAGUCUACGCGGAUUGAAUAACCUGCAAGUGUUAAAUGUUCAAAGAAACCAUUUACAGUAUUUGCAGAGUGGAGUAUUUGACGAUUUGUUGAACCUUGAAAAACUCAUCUUACUACAAAAUGAGAUUACAGAUGUUGGUGCAGGAGUAUUUAAGCACUUCUCUACAAUGACCCAAAUGAAACUACAUGUGAAUCUAAUUCAUAUUUUGAGAAAUGGAACGUUUGAAGGAAUGUUGCAUCUUCAGUUCAUAAAAUUAUCAAGAAAUAAUAUCAACUUAGUUGAAAAGGGUGUUUUUCGAAGACUGUAUGAAUUGGAAGAAUUAUUGAUGGCAUUUAAUAGCUUGAGUGAUAUAUCCGGUUUGUUCGAGGAUUUGAAAAAAUUGAAAAAGUUGGACCUGCAACACAACCUAUUAACAUCGAUAGAAAUGAAAAUGUUCAAAGGACUAUUAAACUUAGAGAUGUUGGAUCUUUCUGGCAAUCAGCUCAUUUGUAACUGUGCACUUGUAAGCCUGAAAGACUUAUAUAUUGUUCGGGAUCAUGGUGUUGGUAUUAUAUGUCCGGACACCACAGGAGUCGAUCUUAAGACCAUUCCAGAUUAUGACCUGUGUUCAAACAAAGGUAUAUUCUGCAGGCAUGAAAAUGUCACAAUUAUAGAUGGCUAUUCUAUUGAUACUGCUUAUGGUAUUAGUGUCAUCAGAUGCGCAUUCAUGUGUGACGUAAAUCAGGAAUGUAAUGCAUUUCAACACGACAAUGAUCUGCAACUGGUCUGCAAUCUGUGGAACAUCAGAGAUAAAUCGUCAUGGUUAACGAAUGUUACGCGAUAUGUAGAUCUUUACAAUCGAUGUUAACACUUUUAUUUCAGUUGUGUUAACUUUGCUCUUUGCUUCAAUUUUAUAUAUUUGCGAUUAUAUUUUUUUUUA
Molecule: messenger RNA, 1518 nt
Organism: Mytilus trossulus (common blue mussel)
Lineage: Eukaryota; Metazoa; Mollusca; Bivalvia; Mytilida; Mytilidae
Product: leucine-rich repeat-containing G-protein coupled receptor 4-like
Exons: 17
Coding region: 1-1446 (481 amino acids)
Molecular function (GO): protein binding
Source: RefSeq, a predicted model, not a curated record